AUGGAGGUGGCCCACGCGAAGUCGCUGCAGGCGUUAAAGGCCAGCCUGCCAAGCGAGAACGCCUCUCCAGAGCGGGUGCGCCUCUGGCUCCUCCAGCUCCUGAGGCACCGCAAAAUUGACCUUGUCGAUGGACCCAUCUCCUUCGUCUGCCUGUGGAACGGCGCUGAGCUGCAUUCCAUGCACCCGAAUCACGUCUUCGGAUUCUUCAUCUCCAAGGGUCUUGCUCCGCACAAGGCCAGCAACCUUGUCAGAGAUAUUACAGAAUGUCUGGAGGCGCGUCGCCUGUCGUGCGGCUGGCAAAGUCUGGGUCCCGGAGUCGGACUCCUGCCCAAUUCCAAGCGCGGAGACCGAGCCCGACUUGAUUGA
This is a messenger RNA of Colletotrichum chrysophilum, 366 nucleotides long. RefSeq lists its product as uncharacterized. The record is from RefSeq and is a predicted model, not a curated record. Lineage: Eukaryota; Fungi; Ascomycota; Sordariomycetes; Glomerellales; Glomerellaceae. The coding region runs from base 1 to 366 and encodes 121 amino acids. The transcript is spliced from 2 exons.